AUGACACUCGCACGCCAAUCCCUAUCUUCCUUUCGACGUCUCCCAACCAUCACAUCCGCACUACGAAGCAAACCCACGUAUGGUCCUUAUACCUCCUUACGUAUGGAGUCAGGAAAAGUCAAGACCCCCGUCUCGUCCGAUCUCAAGCACGACAAGAAAGUCACAGACCACACCGACGGCGCCAUGGCUUCACUCAAGGGCGCGCCCGGGAAACGAGACGCAAACUCUUUCGAAAGUCAGAAUUUGACAGAAAAAGAAAAGAAGACCAAUAGUCAAAAUGCGCAAACGAACGAUAGCAAGGAGGGUAUGUCGGGCGAGAAGACGGACAGCUUUACAAAGUCGGGAAGGUCACACAAGGUUCUUGACAUCAAUCAGCCAAGGUGCCUGUGUUUUCCACAGAAAAUGUGCGGAAUCAUCCCAUUUGUUAAAGGCCUCUAUGAAGAUCUCCUAGAAGCCAUAGACGACCUCUUCCCCAGCCGGACCGUCGACACAGCUCCGCUCAUGAACAAUCGUCAAUCAUUUCCGUUGACACAGCCUUAUAACCAAGCGUACACAUCAGCCUCUCGUCCAGUCGCAGAGGAACAUUGCGAGGUCACAGAAAGGCUAGAGGUCAGAGCGGCUCGCGCAAGAAUGCCUUCGCCUCCGAGAGGACAGCCGACCAGAUGA
Messenger RNA from Fusarium poae, 666 nucleotides. RefSeq lists its product as uncharacterized. Bases 1 to 666 code for a protein of 221 amino acids. The transcript is spliced from 2 exons. The record is from RefSeq and is a predicted model, not a curated record. NCBI's taxonomy places the organism in Eukaryota, Fungi, Ascomycota, Sordariomycetes, Hypocreales, Nectriaceae.